AUGACGGACGAAGUUCGGCGGGCGCAGCGGCCACUUGGUGCAGUUCCCGAGAUGGGACGCGACAACAGCCGAACUGCAUCCUUUGCCUCACUUCUUCUCAAAAGACUAUACCACCUCCCAAUUGCGAAUAUGACAACUCUUAAAUUUGUGCGCUCGGUCUGGGAGUCCUUCCGGGCCAAUUCGGGUCUAGAGCCUCGUCUUCUGGAUAGUCUUCGUGUCACUGCUGCUCGACCUGGAACUGUCAACUUCGAGCUUGAAGUCCAAAAGCAACACACUAACCGCUUGAACAUCCUCCAUGGAGGUACUAUUGCAAGCAUGGUGGAUCUCGGUGGAUCAUUGGCUGUUGCAUCUCGUGGUUUGUUCUCAACCGGCGUGUCAACCGACUUGAAUGUAACGUACCUCAACUCCGGUGGCAAAGUCGGAGAUAAGAUCCUUGCAGAGGUGACAUGUGACAAGUUCGGAAAAACUCUUGCAUUCACAAACAUCAAGUUCACUAACGCUAAGGGUGACAUUGUUGCUCGCGGCAGCCACACUAAAUAUGUUACUUUGGCCUGGAGAGAUCCCUCAAACAUCGUGGAGGAGAUCAACAAGCUCAAAUAA
Penicillium verhagenii is the source of this 600-nucleotide messenger RNA. RefSeq names its product PaaI family thioesterase. Bases 1 to 600 code for a protein of 199 amino acids. The transcript is spliced from 10 exons. The record is from RefSeq and is a predicted model, not a curated record. NCBI's taxonomy places the organism in Eukaryota, Fungi, Ascomycota, Eurotiomycetes, Eurotiales, Aspergillaceae. Gene Ontology annotation, molecular function: fatty acyl-CoA hydrolase activity.